UAUUACCUCCGGGAGAGCGCACCGUUCCACCUAAAUAUGUAAUAAUAUCUACCGGAGAUACCGGCAUUCCUCGACCUCGAGAAGAAUUCGAUCAAAAUGUGUCGCGAUACUCUGCUGGUAUGCCAGCUCACAAUGUACGAGGAUACGGAAGAUGCAUCCGAUAUAGACGAAGAUUUUUUCAACGCGUUAGCGCUUCUACACUCGACGGAAGACGACAGCACAGAAAAACUUCGUAAAAUGCUCGAUACGUUCAUCGAAAGAAGGUAUGGAUUUGACAAAACUUUGAUGGCGAGGAUGCCAAAGAAAUUUUUGCAAAAUACGAAAAUCUACGGGAAAUCAAACGAAAGAUCGGAAACGUCCUCGCGGAAAAGGAACAUCGCCUCGAAGAAAACCGGAAGUCAGUUGAUUUUUGGAAAUAAUGAUAACACGGCGACAGAGAAUAAUUGGAAACUGAUGAAAAUAAUUGAUACAACGGAUGUUGAGGAUUGCAGCGAGAAAGGAGACAUCCCGAGAAUAUCCAUUCCUGAUGAAGGAUCUGGAGAUGGAUUAUUGUGCAAGAUCUGUAACGGGGCAAAGCUAGGACCAUUGAUAUUGUUGGAGUGUCAAGAAUGUCAAGAAGUCUAUCAUCCCCUGUGCCAUCAACCCCCUGUCGUCGAUAUCGACGUCUACGAUCCAAGAAUCGUGUGGAGGUGUAGAAAAUGCAUGGACACUUCUUCCGUAAACUCUGUCAUCGCCUUCGAUGAAAAGAAAGUGAAAAGGUCUCGUCUGACCAAUGACGAGGGAAAACCCAAAGAAGCUUCCACAAAGAUGAACAAGUUAGUGAAAUUGAAUGGAAAUAUGAAGAAUGAAACUGGAAUCGUUGAUCAAACUUCGUCUGAUGUUUUACAAAGAAACAUUGGUGAAAAUGCUAUAAUUGCAAAAAGUAAUUUUCAUUCAAAUCACAAGACGAGGACAUCAUCGUCGAGUCAAUUGAGAAAACGAAUCGGUUCGAAACUUUCAGUCACACGUCCUAUUAUAAAAUAAAUAUUAUUUACUAUGUAUUAAUAAUACCAAGCAUUUAAAUUUAUAUAUAUAUAUAUAUAUAAUAAA
This is a messenger RNA of Apis dorsata (giant honeybee), 1089 nucleotides long. Its product is annotated as integrator complex subunit 12-like. The record is from RefSeq and is a predicted model, not a curated record. The coding region runs from base 97 to 1023 and encodes 308 amino acids. Lineage: Eukaryota; Metazoa; Arthropoda; Insecta; Hymenoptera; Apidae. The transcript has 4 exons.